Messenger RNA from Galeopterus variegatus (Sunda flying lemur), 1422 nucleotides. It is a transcript of the gene TMCC3, whose product is annotated as transmembrane and coiled-coil domain family 3. Bases 59 to 1417 code for a protein of 452 amino acids. The transcript is spliced from 4 exons. NCBI's taxonomy places the organism in Eukaryota, Metazoa, Chordata, Mammalia, Dermoptera, Cynocephalidae. Gene Ontology annotation, cellular component: endomembrane system. The record is from RefSeq and is a predicted model, not a curated record.
UGUGUUUGAGGCACAUAAAGGAGGCCUUGUGUCUGGAGCAGGGUGAGCAAGGAGUUGAAUGGUAGAACGUCAUGACAUGAAUACCUUAAGCCUGCCCCUGAACAUACGCCGAGGAGGGUCCGACACCAACCUCAACUUUGACGUACCAGAUGGCAUCCUGGACUUCCACAAGGUCAAACUCAGUGCAGACAGCCUGAAACAAAAAAUCCUAAAGGUAACAGAGCAGAUAAAAAUCGAGCAAACAUCCCGUGAUGGGAAUGUUGCCGAGUAUCUGAAACUAGUCAGUAGCGCGGACAAGCAGCAGGCUGGACGAAUCAAACAAGUCUUUGAGAAGAAGAAUCAGAAAUCAGCUCACUCUAUUGCUCAGCUGCAGAAGAAAUUAGAGCAGUAUCAUAGAAAGCUCAGAGAGAUUGAACAGAAUGGAGCCUCCAGAAGCUCAAAGGACAUUUCCAAAGACAACCUGAAGGACAUACAGCACUCUCUGAAAGAUGCCCACAUGAAGUCUCGGACUGCUCCCCACAGCAUGGAGAGCAGUAAAUCAGGCAUGCCAGGGGUAUCCCUCACUCCACCCGUGUUUGUUUUCAAUAAGUCCAGAGAGUUUGCCAACUUGAUCCGGAAUAAGUUUGGCAGUGCUGAUAACAUUGCUCACUUAAAAAAUUCCUUAGAGGAGUUUAGGCCUGAGCCGAGCACCAGGGCCUAUGGUGGCAGUGCCACCAUCGUGAACAAGCCCAAGUAUGGCAGCGACGACGAGUGUUCGAGUGGCACGUCAGGCUCGGCUGACAGUAACGGGAACCAGUCCUUUGGGGCUGGUGGAGCCAGCACACUGAACAGCCAGAGGAAGCUCACCAUGAUCCUGGAGGAACUGAGGGAGAUCAAGGACACCCAAGCACAGCUGGCCGAGGACAUCGAGGCAGUGAAAGUGCAGUUUAAGAGAGAGUAUGGUUUUAUUUCUCAGACCCUGCAAGAGGAGAGAUACAGGUACGAGCGACUGGAAGACCAGCUGCAUGACCUGUCAGACCUGCAUCAGCACGAGACGGCCAACCUGAAACAGGAGCUGGCCAGCAUCGAGGAGAAGGUGGCCUACCAGGCCUCUGAGCGCUCGCGGGACAUCCAGGAAGCCCUGGAAUCCUGCCAGACACGCAUUUCUAAGCUGGAGCUCCACCAGCAGGAGCAGCAAGCUCUGCAGACAGACACCGUGAAUGCCAAAGUUCUCCUGGGGAAGUGCAUAAAUGUGAUCCUGGCCUUCAUGACCGUUAUCCUCGUGUGCGUGUCCACCGUCGCAAAGUUCGUCUCGCCCAUGAUGAAGAGCCGCUUCCACAUUCUUGGCACCUUCUUUGCAGUGACUCUUCUUGCAAUCUUUUGUAAAAACUGGGACCAUAUUCUGUGUGCCAUAGAAAGGAUAAUAAUACCAAGAUGAAGCCA